UGAAGAUGACGGAUUCGGUGGUGGUGGAGGGGCAGGUUAAAUUGAGAGAUGGAAAAAAGUGGAAGACUAGGUGGCUGCUACUCCGUAAGCCGUCCCCCGUGGCAGACUGCCUGCUGAUGCUGGUUUUCAAGGAGAAAGCCGAUCGAACCCGGGCUCAGAAGGAGAGGAGCAGCGUCACCCUGCAGGACAUUUGCGGGCUGGACCCCGGCCUGGCCUACGAGGGCCUGAGCCACACGUUGGCCAUCAUCUGCCGUUCCCAAGUGGUCAUGCUGGGCUUCGACUGCAAGGAGGCCAUGUGGGCCUGGGACGCCCGAAUCCGCUACGCCCUGGGGGAAGUGCACAGGUUUUCCGUGUGUGUGGCUCCUGGCACGAAGCUGGACAGCGGCCCGGCCACCCUGCACCUGUGCAACGACCUGCUGGUGCUGGCCAAGGACGUGCCCCCGGCCGUCAUGGGGCACUGGAGGCUGUCAGACUUGAGGCGCUUUGGCGCUGUGCCCGAUGGCUUCAUCUUCGAAGGUGGCACCAGAUGCGGCUUCUGGGCUGGUGUCUUCUUCCUCUGCUGCCCGAACGGCGAGCAGCUCAGCUUCCUCUUCGACUGCAUCGUCCGAGGCAUCUCUCCGACCAAAGGCCCGUUUGGACUGCGGCCCGCCCUGCCAGAUGUCGACCCGACGUCGGCGGAGGAGAGAAUGGCCCACGAAACCUUGCAGCUGGAGAAGCGUCUCAGUCUCCUCUCUCAUUCCAGCCGGCCCUGCAGCGGAGGAGAUGACCGGAGCCUCUCCAGUUCGUCGUCGGACACCAGCCACUCGGACGCCGGGAGCCGGGCCGCGGCGUGGGCGGAGGCCGGAGGGUCCGCGGAGGGCCCCGGGCGAGGGGCGCCAGGGGUGGCGGUGGGCGAGGAGGACCGGGUCCGGGCCGGCCUCCUGCCGUCGAGAGCCCCUCCGGACCGGCCACUGCUGGAGUCCGGCCGGCAGGGCUCACUGGACAGUGGCAUCGCCACGGCCAGCCGUUCCUCCUACUCGGGCAGUUUCUCCUCCUGCCUGGGCAGCCUGGACUCCUGCCCCGGGCCCGGGGCCACGUCGGGGCUGGGCCCGCUGGCCUCCCCGGGCCCCGACUCGGCCUUCUGCAGCUGCCCAUCCCGCCCCUCCUGCGACUACCAAGUGCCCACCUCUUCUCGCCACCUCUACGACACCCCACGCCGGCUGCUGCCCGCCCAGGCCCCGGAGGACCCCCCGGAGGAGCCCUCCCAGACGACCCCCCGAGAUCACCCCUCCGGGCCGGGGGUCGUCGACCGGAGCCGUCCCCCACCCGGGACUCCGAGGACUCUGUUGGCGGCCUGUCCGGUCUGCGGCGGGCUCCAGGUAACCCCCCAACCCUGACCCGCGGGACCCCUGACCCCGGGAGAGGUCACCACGAGGAGAGGCGUCCAGACGACCGUCCCGAGGGGUGCGGACCACUGGGGGAGCCCGGAUUGGGCCCAGUCGGUUGU
Tachyglossus aculeatus (Australian echidna) is the source of this 1486-nucleotide messenger RNA. It is a transcript of the gene DOK7, whose product is annotated as docking protein 7. Gene Ontology annotation, biological process: positive regulation of protein tyrosine kinase activity; neuromuscular junction development. NCBI's taxonomy places the organism in Eukaryota, Metazoa, Chordata, Mammalia, Monotremata, Tachyglossidae. The record is from RefSeq and is a predicted model, not a curated record. The coding region runs from base 6 to 1376 and encodes 456 amino acids. Gene Ontology annotation, molecular function: protein kinase binding. The transcript is spliced from 7 exons.